CUUCUGUUGGUUCACCCCCGAAAUGGCCGCUACAGCCGGUGCGCUACGCUGAUCCAAAGCCAGGAGCCAGGUACUUCCUCCUGGUCUCCCAUGAGGAUGCAGGGACCAAGCACAAGCACUUGGGCCACCUCCACUGCACUCUCAGGCCACAGCAGAGAGCUGGACUGGAAGAGGAGCAACCGGGACAGAAUUGGCGCCCCAACUGGGACUAGAACCUGGGGUACUGGCGCUGCAGGCGGAGGAUUAGCCUAGUGAGCCCUGGCGCCAGCCUGAUAGCAGGAUUUUGUAGUCGGCAGCAGGAGACAAAGAAGUCAGUGCAAACACUUUGUUCUCUUUCUAGACUUUCUAAAUAAUUGAAUUUUUAGAGAAAGGCAGAAAAAUCUGCCCAGGGAUGCACUAGUUUUACAGUGAGAACUGGCGCCAUGAGAGUGGCUCGUUCCUUAGCACAAGUAUAGGAGAGACACUAAACUCUAAGGUGUUGUUACCUGCCUUGGGUGCAGGGAAGAUAAAUUAAUUCCAUGCCUCUCAAGUCUUUUCCAUGAAAUUUAAAUAGAGAUCAUGGUUCUACUUGGUUUUGAGUUGUCAACCUUGAUUGGAAUAAAAGGCAUAUUUUUAUUAUAAAUUUUCAUAAAUGCCUUUAAAAUCCCACAGCUUUUUGUUAAUAUUCAAUCCCAGUGCAAGCUCAUGAUUGCUGAAGAGAGUUGCUGGCUUUGUCAGCCACAGCACACACACACUACCCCCACUCCAAACUUUAAAACAGCAGUUUUGCUAGCUCCUUUUCUCUGCUUUUUCUGCCUGUUACCAGAGGAGCUAGGCAGUAUUAGCAACUACAACCCAAGAUGAGUAAAGAAAGGGGAAAAAUAAAAUGUAAAUGAAGAAGCCAACUAAAUUCAAUACCUAUUCAUUUUGUAUCUGUCAUAUGCCAGUCAUUUUGCUAGCCACUGGGCAUGCUGUCAUCAGUAAGAGAGAUACAAUUUCUGUGAUGGUGAUCACAUCUGAGAGUGGAAGACAUGAUAGGUCUUACAGAAAUGGAAAUGAGAAGGCAUGAAAUAACUCAGGCAUUCAUCCUACUCAGGGUGUAGGAAAAGCUUUCCCAAGGGGCAAGCAAUUCAGCUGGGAUUCGAAGUGCUGAAGAUGGAAGAGAAGUUUCCCCCACCACUGAGCACUGUGGAUUACACUGUAGAUUCCAGGAUCUGAAGAAGUUGGAUGUUGCUGGUCAUGGCUUGAAUGGGGACAGGACAAGUAGGGGAUCCUGAUCGGUGUGACAUCUGGGGAAAUACUCCUCUACAUUAUGCAGCCUCCAAUGGCCAUGCCCAUUGUGUCUCAUUCCUGAUCAACUUUGGGGCCAACAUCUUUGUCCUGGAUAAUGACUUACAGACUCCUUUGGAUGCUGCUGUCAGCAGGGAGCAGAAUGAAUGUGUGGCCCUCCUGGAUAAGGCUGCCACUGUACAGAACAGUAUGAACCCCAAGAAGGUCGCCAGGCUGAAGGAGCAGGCUCAGAAGAAUGCCAGGAAGCAGAUCAAAGAGUGUGAAAGGAUCCAGGAGAAGCACCAGAAUAAGAUGGCCCACACCUACAGCAAGGAGGAAUCUGGGACUCUCUCUUCAUCCAAGGGUACAUUCUCGAAGUCAUCCUUUUCAAAUGCUUCUGCCUCCGGUACAUUUGGAUCCCUGUCUAAGGGCAUUAAGGAUACCUUCAAGUUAAAGUUCAAGAAAAACAAAGACACAGCGGAGCAGGUGGGAAGGGAAGGCAGAAGUGGGCAGAAGAAUGUGAUGGAAAUGUUCAGAGAGGAGGAAGAAGAUUCCUUCUCAGAGGACUUCAAAGAGAAGCUCCAGAUCCCAGCAGAGGAGGACAGCAGUGGGCAACAUGAAUCCAUUCUCAACCGUCCAGGUCUAGGAAAUAUUGUUUUUCGAGGAAACAGAGUAUCAAUCCCUGAAGACAUCUCAGACAGCAAGAGGGAGUUGGAAUUCCAAAUGCCCAGGGAAUUGCUUCAGAGACAAGAAGAAGCAGAGGCUGAUGAAGAGAUAGAGGACAACAGCCCUGGAGAUGACCUGCCUUGGGAUGAGGCUGAAGUGGAGUGGGAGGAGGAUGUGGUCGAUGCCACUCCCCUGGAAGUCUUCCUGCAGUCCCAUCAUCUGGAGGAAGUCCUCCCCAUUCUCAUGAGAGAGGAGAUCGAUCUAGAAGCUCUAUUGCUUUGCUCUGAUGAGGACCUUCAGAACAUACAAAUGCACUUGGGUCCCAGGAAGAAAGUACUUAAUGCCAUAAACAGAAGGAAGCAGGUGCUACAACAGCCUGGGCUGCUGGUUGACACCAGCCUCUGAUGCAGAGUGGUGGAUCAGCAGAGUGAGUCUACAUGGCCCACUCCAGGCACUCCAGGAAGCACUCCAGGCAAAAUCCCCUCUCUGCUCAAUGCCAGGCCACCAUGAAUGGUUUCUAGGGUUUUGGAUAGGCCUACCUAAGAGGCCCAAAUUCUGUCUGGGAAAUUCUCUAUACCCCAUCUGAAUAAACCAUCACCAAGACACUCAAGACAACCUCAGAACAAGAAAAUGGCAUUUGUCUUCAGUUAUCCUUUCGAUAUUUUUGAAUAAAGAAAUGGUCAAAUGGAUGACAGAAAGGGAAAAGAAGCUUUCUUUACUUUUCUAACUCUGUACUUAAAUUUACAAACUCCCAUCCCACUAGUCUGCUGCUUUCUUUCUAAUCCGCAUAGGCUGGGGAUUCUAACUCUGGUGCUGUGGUUCACUCUGACUUUGUGUUCUGGUGGAAACUAAAGCACCAGUGGAGGCAUUGGCCUGGGGCUUGAUGCCCUAUUCAAGUGCAUCUAACCUUUUAACAUGUUUACAACUAAUAGAAAUGGGUCUAUCAUGCUCAUACCUGACAGGGUGGCAGGUAGGAAGAGUAAAGCAAGAAAUAAAAUGUAGAGUACCUGUCAUAAACUAAAUUGUAUACCCCCAAAAUGCAUAUGUUGAAGACUUAACCCACCAAUGUGACUAGGUUUGGAGACAGGAUUAAAUGAGAUCAUAAGGAUGGGUCCCUAAUCUCAUAUAACUGGUGUCCACAUGAGAAAAAGAAGAGAUGCCAAGGAUGCAUGCAGAGAGAGAGAAGGCCAAGUGAGGACACAAUUCUUCUUACAGUGAGAAGCUGAAGGAGAGAGACCUCAGGAGAAAAAAAAAAAAAAAAACCUGCCAUCUCUCAGUCUUGAACUUCCAGCCUCCAAAACUGUGAAAAAAAAUAUAUGUCUGUUGUUGAAGCCACUCAGUCUAUGGUAUUUUGUUAAGGCAACCCCAGCGGAGGAACAGAGUUCUUAUGCAAGAGGGUAGAGGAAGAGAAAAAGGAUACAGAAAAAUGUCUGACCUAAUGACUUUUCUAGGAGUAAGUGAUGCCUUCUACUUAGAAAAGGGAAAAUAAAACCCAGGUUUUUUUGUGGGGAAGAUUGGAUUAUAAAGGUAAAGUUUGACAUUU
This is a messenger RNA of Oryctolagus cuniculus (rabbit), 3457 nucleotides long. The record is from RefSeq and is a predicted model, not a curated record. NCBI's taxonomy places the organism in Eukaryota, Metazoa, Chordata, Mammalia, Lagomorpha, Leporidae.